Molecule: messenger RNA, 2537 nt
Organism: Owenia fusiformis
Lineage: Eukaryota; Metazoa; Annelida; Polychaeta; Sabellida; Oweniidae
Source: the annotation of a GenBank genome assembly
CGAACUUAAACUCCCUGAGAGACAACCAUAGUUAGAGUAAUAGUGUACGAAAUGGAAUCAUAUGCGCCUUGUAAUCAAUGUAAAAUCAAAUUUUAAUGUUGGUCCAAAUAUACGGAUAAUAUUUACACGAAACUUUAUUACAAGGGAAUCAUAGUCGUCAAUAAAAGAACUGAAGUUUUUCCUUCACAACGACGUCAUGUACACCACAAACAUUUACGAAUACCAGGCUCCUGUUAAUAUGUCUAUCUACAUUGAUCCAAUGCCAGAGAAAAUAAACGAGACAUUCGUACUAAAGGGCGAGAAUGCGACACCAAGAGAUGAUACGAUGGCUCCAAAACUUGACAAACUUCAAGGCAAUCAUAAUGGAAUUAGCGAAACCGUAGGUGAAGACAUUAAAACUGUGACGGGGGAUAUAACGGACAGAACUGAUCUACCAUUUGCUGAAUCUGAUGAUAAUGACACACAAGGUCAGAUGCAAAAUGCGAGGUCAUAUAACUCACUGUUAAACUUCAGUAGGAUAACACCAAGAGAAUCACAUUCUGUUAGUUCAGAGGAUGUGAGAAAGUUAUUUCAAUAUGGAGUUAAAACGCCUGCUUUGACAAACGAGUCUCGUCCCGUAACCUUGACUUCCAGGCGCUGUGUCACCCAAGGAAACAAUUUUAAACGGAAUAAAUCGAAAGAUGCAAUUACGACUAUAACGGAGACGCAAGUCCAAGACAAUGUCCACGAAAAAAUGCCUCCUACUCCAAACAAUGUUGUCAACGAGUUGAUGGAUGACCUACAUAUGAAUACGCAUGAAUUGCCCGCAAAUGGUAGGGUAACAACUAACACACCUCAUCAAGGAUCACGAACGGAUAAUUUUAAGUACUAUAACAAAAACGAUUCCAAAGUCUCAACACCUAAUCGUGUAAAGUUUAAGGUUAGUGGGAGAGUAUUUGAGUUGGAACCACCGCGUCCAACAACCGUGGACCCGUUCCCAAAACUAAGAGGAUACCAGGGGUACACUUGGAUGACAUCACAGAUUAAGGCCACCAUAGUAACGGAUGCCGUUGACGUACCUUACAAAAAUACAUAUGGACAUUCAGAAUCCCGCACAAAUCGCCUCGAUUUAUCCCUACCGAAGGUUAAUCAAAAGCGACCGUGGACAGUUGGGGAGGGUGACGUAUCUAGGCGGUUCAAGAAACAGUCCCAGCGCGCUAGUAGGAAUGCACAGAGACUCGAAGCCAUACGCCUUACUGACUUAGUCAGAGUUAAAGACCCUGUUAAAGACAACAGUUCAACUGGGAGACAUCCUAUUUUGUAUGGUGGGAAUAACGAUCAAAGAUCAGAACUAGUCGGUGAUCAAGGAUGUCUACACGCCCAUCUCAAACAAUCCAUAGACCGCCUAAGCCCUUCACCUACAGCAGGUAAAAGACGGCCUUCCGGAUCAACAGGGUCUAGGUUAGAAUCUGGAGCAACAAUCGAAAGGCCAAUGAAGCAAGAAAAAGGACGGUAUCGACCUAUUUCAAAUCUUGAUGUACACAAUGUUAAUCUAAACAGACUCAAUGCUAUAGAUGAAAACUCCGAACGUGAUUAUAAAUCCACCGAUGUAUUCAGAGAACACUUGCACUCAACAUACGGGAGAGCAGACAAUCAAGCCCCAAAACGUUAUGGCACACCAAACAGCGAAGAUAAUAACAUGGGCAACAAUGAGGGAAAUAAGAUCAUGAUAACACCGAACAAUCACGGAGAUCACGAUGACAACAAAAAGGUCGUUAUGCCUCAAUGGGCUUUAACAGAUCAAAAUGAAGAGACCAUGGACGCGCAUCAAGAUGAGGCAAACGUCACAGAACAUGUUAUGCCAACGAACGCCGAAGCUCAACUAGACAUUGAAAUUUCUGUUAAAACUCCAAAUACGAGAAAUGUCGGUUCUUCUGUUAGCAGAUCCAACAACGUUAGCAACACUCUGGACAUUGACAAAAACAUUGAUGUUACAAAUACAAAGAGUGAAGUUUUGUAACCAAUAUGGAAAAAAUAAAUGCAAAAUUGCUAUUUGAAAAAGUUAGUUAUUCUUCAAUAUUUUAAUAUUCUUGUUCCUAAAAAGUAAAUAGGUGAUGCCAUUAGGGGACAGCGGUGCAAAACGGGCCCUAAAAUGAAUUUCUGAAUCGUAAAUGUUCCUCGGAGCAAGGAGGGCCAUUCUAUCAGAAACCUUCUUUGCAUUAUAGGUUUAUUUUAAAACCGCAAAAUAACUGAUGGCCCGUCAUGCCCAUUGGCCCUUACCCCGCUGUUCCCUAGUUUAUACAAGUGGAUGUCACUCAAUUCCACGCAACUUUUUAAAGCAUUUCUACCUCAAAUAUCUUGACCUUCUACACUAGGGAAAGGUAAGGGAAAGAUUCCUUCAACUCUUCUCUAUUCUUUGUUGGCACAUAUCAAUAGAAUAAUAAUCUAGACAUUCUAAAUUGGCAUUUGAGAUUAUGUAGUAAUGAUUUGAGACAUUCGAUUUUAACUUGAAACAGGGGUUGAACAGGGCUAGAUUGUACAUAAAUCCCCAAGAUCCC